CAGGCCGGAUGAGGGGUCCACACAGAGCCAGAGGGGACCUGAGGAACCAGAGCCUUCCCUUCUGAGCUGUCGCCUUCGUUUUCCCAGACCACGGUCUCCCAGGCUCUCUCCCACUCUCUGGGGUCCUGCUUCCUGCUACCUCUCUGAUCAUGGCUCAUGUGGACGAGGCCGCCCGCCGGUUGUCCAAAUCUGGGUCAACCCUCUAUGCAGUGCUGGAGCUUAAGAAGGGUGCCUCACCUGAAGACGUCAAGAAGGCCUACAGGAGACUGGCCUUGAAGUAUCAUCCAGACAAGAAUCCAGGGGACGCUCAAGCAGCAGAAAUCUUCAAGGAGAUCAACACAGCCCACUCCGUACUGAGUGACCCUAAGAAGCGGAAAAUUUAUGACCGGCAUGGCUCAUUGGGAAUAUAUAUAUACGAUCACUUUGGCGAAGAAGGAGUCACAUACUAUUUUACGAUGAAUAGUUGUUGGUUCAAGACGCUUAUCCUCCUGUGUGCUCUGCUCACCUGUUGCUGUUGCUGCUGCUGCUGCUGCUUUUGCUGUGGAACACUUAAGCCACCACCUGAGGAAGCAACUAACAAAAAAUAUACGUCAAAUGUCCAGCAUCAGCCUCCAAGGUCAGGACGCAGAGAACAUUUUAGAAGAGAGGAAGAUGGUUCUAGUGAUGAUAAUUAGUAAAAGAUGAAGAAGAGUGAGAUGCUGACCCAAUGAGGGUGCCUUCUGCUGCCCAGUCCACUAGACUCAGUGAAGAGAGGAGCAAGUAGCCCUGUCCUAACACUGACCCUGAUUUGCCCCUUCUAUGUGUAAGACUCCCGUCUUCAGACACAUUGAUGGCCUCCAUCCCAGUGAGGACGCCAUCUUUGUCCUUGAUGCUGUCGCUGACCCUGGCCAUACAGGGUCAUCUAGCUGUUCUUUUUAGCUCUAGUCCCAGUUUUAACCUGUUAGAAAGCAGCCCUCCUAACCAACCCUUGUGAGGUCUUAGGCAGGGGUGACAGUCUUUUCCUGAACAUUGUUUUUCCUGUGCCUUCCUUGGAAAAUGAGCCAGUGUCAGCGGUAGUGUCAGCCACUGAUGAAACUUCCAUCAGGAUCCUGAAAACCAAGCAGGAUGGAUCCUGUCCUGGAGCUGCUGUAUCAGUGACCCGCUUUUGUUGCAACUCUGUGUGCCAGGAACUCUUCGUUCAGCCUUAUUCCCAAGCAAGUACACCUUUCUGGGGGCUGGUCUCAUCUUCUUUUGGUGCCCAUGCCCUUGGCAUUGCCAGCCUCAUCCGGUACCACCAUGAGACAACUCAGGAAGAGCAUAAGUGCAUUUGAGGCUUAGAGGUUGCUGUUCCACCUUUCAAUUCUCCCUGGACUGCAGCUGCUAGCACAGCAUCCAUGAGCAUGGGGCCUGUGGGUUGACCGAAGUUCACACAGCAGUGCCUGCCGGCUUCCAUCCUUCUGGUCUCAUGUUGUACAAGCUGAUCACUAUAUGUUUUGCACUUAAAAUAGGGGCAUGAAAAAUUCGCAGGGUCAGAACCUAGUAACUCCUCAAACUUCUCUCUCCUGACUGGGAGAAGGGCUAAGGAAUGUCAGUGAAUAAAAGAGCCUUUUUUAAUCCAA
Messenger RNA from Odocoileus virginianus texanus, 1598 nucleotides. RefSeq names its product DnaJ heat shock protein family (Hsp40) member C5 gamma (gene DNAJC5G). The record is from RefSeq and is a predicted model, not a curated record. Lineage: Eukaryota; Metazoa; Chordata; Mammalia; Artiodactyla; Cervidae.